AUGGGCAUCACCCUUCGUCUCAUGGCUGCAGCUCUGAUACCGACGGAAGUAUGGGAAAUCGUGUUCAGCUACGCUAUCGACGACGAGAGGAUCUUGUCUCUUGAACCAGUGACCUCCUUCUCGGAAUCCGCCUGGACGCGCACCUCCUCCGGCCAAUGGAUUCUGUCAAGUCCCAAGGAUACCCUUGUCUCAGACCAGAAGGCCGUCUAUUCGACGAUUAAGGCCAUUGUUGGGACCUGUAAGCUCUGGCGGAACAUCGGCGCGGAAUACCUAUUCCGUUCUCUAUUCUUCCAAGAUCCGAAACGGCUUGAAUUACUUCGGUCUACGUUAGAAAAAGAAUCGAUGCUCGGACGGUGGACAAAAAAGCUUCAUCUGAACUUCUUAUCUGCUCCAUUAGCCUCUACGAAGGUCGAGGAUGCCAUCGUUUCCGUCAUCAAGCAAUGCAAGAACCUCGAAAUAGCCAUGCUCAACAGAUCCCUGGCUCCCGUUUUUCCUAGGAUCGCAGACGCCUUAUGUUCUUACAAUCGGAAAUCGCUCCGCGUCGUACACUGGGAAGUCCCCGGCGAAGCCCUCCCAAAAGUGAUCGCGACGCUCAGCGGCCUGCCGUACCUCACCUCCGCCCACAUCGACAUCGCCCGGCCGACCUCCGAAGUCCACCUCGGCUCGACCGCCAACCUCGCCCUGCGCCUGCGCCACCUGCGCCACCUCUCCCUCUCCGGCUUCCUCGAAGACUUCGUCGAACAAGCGAUCGGCUGGACCUUACCCGCGCUCACCUCCCUCGCGCUCGACUUCGGCCUCGAACGCUCGGACCUCCCGAACGUGCUCGAGCUGCUCAAGCAGCACGGCCUCGGCCUGACCUCGCUCGACGUGACGUCCAUCGUCCCGCUCAACGUCCCCGCCGCGCUCGCGCUCUGCCCCUCCCUCACCCAGCUCGCCUUCAACCCCAACUGGGCGCUCGACGGCUCCGGCGGCGCGCUCGGCCACGCGUCCGUCGAGCGCGUCGGGCUGCACCAGCUCCUCUCCGCGUUCGGCGUCGGGCUCGCGCUCGGGCCGGAGGACCCCGUGAGCGCGCAGGUCGUGCGCCGCGCGAACGACGCCAACUUUGCGAUGCUCACGAAGGACGCGUUUCCGAGGUUGAGGGCGGUGCGCGCGCUGAGCAGGACGCUGUUGAGGGAGCUGAACAGGGCGGACGGUCCGGCGGAGGAGUGUUAUCCGCGCUGGGAGGCGUGGUGGAGGCAGUGCGACCGGCAGGGGAUACGGUUGGAGGAUUGUACGGGUGCGGAGCUCGGGACACUGCCGGAGACGGAGGGGGAGUCGGACGAGAGUGAGGAGGAGGAGGAGGAUGCCGAUGGGGAGAUGAGGCCGUCGAACGUGUGGGAGCUGAGGCAGCUGUUGGAGGAGUGUAGGAGGAUGAACGCGACGAGGGAGGCACCCAUGCCAAUGCCGCUGGACUUCCUUCAGAGCCAGAUAUGA
Molecule: messenger RNA, 1473 nt
Organism: Punctularia strigosozonata HHB-11173 SS5
Lineage: Eukaryota; Fungi; Basidiomycota; Agaricomycetes; Corticiales; Punctulariaceae
Exons: 3
Coding region: 1-1473 (490 amino acids)
Source: RefSeq, a predicted model, not a curated record